Messenger RNA from Hypoxylon trugodes, 2001 nucleotides. Its product is annotated as SAC3/GANP/Nin1/mts3/eIF-3 p25 family-domain-containing protein. Gene Ontology annotation, biological process: proteasome-mediated ubiquitin-dependent protein catabolic process. The transcript has 2 exons. Lineage: Eukaryota; Fungi; Ascomycota; Sordariomycetes; Xylariales; Hypoxylaceae. The coding region runs from base 141 to 1550 and encodes 469 amino acids. The record is from RefSeq and is a predicted model, not a curated record. Gene Ontology annotation, cellular component: nucleus; cytosol; proteasome regulatory particle, lid subcomplex.
UGGAGUAAACCAUACGUGAGAACCGAGAAUCUGCAACUUGUGAACCUUUUUCGUAUGUAAUUCGAUCGAAAAUGUCUUGAAGGUAAAAGAAGUAGAUGUUUUUGGAAAGAUACAUGUAUCUUUUUUAAUGUAUUUGGAAAAUGGAAACAACAGCGGGAACAGCGGGAAUAACCCCGGACUCACCAGCCACAACACCAACACCAACACCACUUUCCCGAUUCUGGAGCUCAAGCCACCUGUGGCACCGAGCUCGGAAAUCCAAUUGCAUCAACUUGAAGGAAAGUGGGUCCAGACUGUUCUCGUUCGUCAGCCUUUCAGCCUGCUUGCCUUGCCUUACUACCAAACCAUCGAGAAAUUCAUCAACAUCACCAAUUCCCCAAGAAGAAACGUCAUUUCCUACUCGUCCAGUAGAGAUUCUUCCAUUUAGAGAUCCGCAAGGAGGAUCAAUUCCCACUCCCGAGCUAGUAAAAGCUCCCCACAAAUCUCCUCCGCUACCGUUGAAACCAGAAACGGUCGACGACAAUAACGAUAACGAAGCUAUCAUCACUAUAUCAUCCUCUACUACCACUACCACUUCCACACCAACACCAACUAUCACCGUAACUCCUACCGCCACCGCGCCCCUCCAAUCUUCCUCUUCAUCGUCUAUAUCUCCACCCUCGUCCGAAUCAUCAACCCCCAAACCCACAACCAUGGCAGACCGCACUCUCCAGCAAAUCCUCAGCCAACUGCGCUCGAACCCCAACGCUCCCUACGGCGAAGCAUCAUCCCUCCUCUCGAGAGCCAAAAUCGCGCUCCUCCAACUCGGCGCCGCGACCCCAGGACCCAACAGCACGGCGUCGCCACAACACCUCUCCCUCGCGCGCGACGUAUACGAGCAGGGCGCACUCUUCAGCAUCCGGGCACGGAAUCCUGACGCCUUCACGCGGUACGUAGCGCAGCUACAGCCAUUCUACGAGCUCCCCUCCACCUCCGGCAACGAAGAGCAGCGGAACAAAGUCACUGGUUUAUAUCUAUUGCUUCUUUUGACCCAAGGUCGAUAUGCCGAGUUCCAUUCCGAGCUCGAGACUCUGGGAACCCGGGCUAAGGAGAACGGUUCUGGGGAGAUCGAGGGCGAUCGCUUUUUAGGAUACCCGAUUAAGUUGGAGCGCUGGCUCAUGGAGGGGAGUUAUGAUCGGGUCUGGAAGUCUAUGAAGAGUCGUGAGGUGCCUAGUGAGGAGUACGGUGUCUUCUCUGAGAUCCUAACAUCCCAAAUCCGCUCCGAAAUCGCCUCAAGCAGCGAGCGCGCAUACCCUUCCCUACCAUUAAGUAGCACCAAAUCCCUCCUCUUCCUCGACUCCGAGGGCGCCGUCAUCGAAUUCGCCCACCAGCGCGGCUGGCUCGUUCGCGACGGCAAAAUUUACUUCCCUAUCUCAGCUGCCACCACCGAUGGCGAAGAUGUCAUCGUCGACGAUGCAGAACAGGGAGAAGGUGAGAACGAGAAGGAGUUCAGCCGUAUGGUUAUCGAGAAUGCGCUUGGGUACGCUCGCGAACUUGAGACGAUUGUCUAAGCUAUUAUCGUGUUGUUAUGGGUGCAAAGGUCGAUCGGGGAUCCCAAGACCGAACGUGCCGGCCUGGACUGGCGACUUUAGGUGAUAGGCGGGUGAGAGUAGAAUUAAGCAGCGAGUAGCAACCAGUAUGGAAAUAUCUGGACUUCGCUACGGACUGUGCGGGAGUAUAUUCCAACGAAAUUAAUACCACACGACAUGAGAUAGACUAGGCCAAGUUGUCUAGACCAUCUACGAAGGAAUCAGAAAGCUUCACGAGCCUGCGUGUAUGAAUAAACAAAAAUGAGCAUUAAUAGACGCAACGGCGCAAAGGGGGUUAUAAAUUCAAACCUUUACUUAUAUCGAGGCAUUCCUAUUUGCAUCCACUACUAGCGACUACUUUAUAUAUCGCGAAUAGUUAGAGUUGUAUAGACUCAUUGUGUUCCAGACGUAAAUACUAUUUAUUUUGGCAUCA